Molecule: messenger RNA, 723 nt
Organism: Haemonchus placei
Lineage: Eukaryota; Metazoa; Nematoda; Chromadorea; Rhabditida; Trichostrongylidae
Source: the annotation of a GenBank genome assembly
AUGCCCAAGCGACGUUUCAAUCCUCCGGAAGAGGAAAAAAUUCCAACAGUGGAGAAAUUGUAUAAGCAAAACCAGCCUUCCUUCAAUGCAGCCGGUGGCUUUAUGGACGAUGAUGAUGAAUACCAAGAGCGAAGAGAGGAAAUAAGCAAGUCGAGACAGCAAAGAGUGGAUGCGAAAUUCGCUGAUCAAGAAUGUCCUGAUAACUGCAUUAAGUGCAAAAAGCCAAUGUUCGAUUCAUGGUUGUGGGAACGAUACAGUCAUCCCGUGUGUGAUGGUUGCAGAGACGAUUUGGGUGAGCAUAAACUGAUCCCUCGGACGGAGGCAAAGUCUUUUUAUUUAUUAAAAGACUGUGAUUUGGAUUUGCGGAAACCGGUGUUGCGCUAUUGGUCAAAAAAGAAUCCUCACAAUCCACGUUAUGGUGAUAUGAAACUUUAUCUGAAAUGUCAGGUAGUUGAGCGGAUGCUUGAAAUCUACGGUAGCUGGAGUGAAUUCGAAGCUGAAAAGAAAUUGCGCGCCUCGCAAAAAGAAGUCAGAGCUGAGAAGAACUUCGAGAAAAAGGUCAAGGAGAUGAGACAACAUAUUCGCGGUCUUUCCGGCGUGAAGAUUGAAGAGAGUGCUGUGCAUGAGCAUACUUACGGUGAGGAAGAAUAUGACGAAAGCAAAGACGAGUACUCCAAGCAGUGCACACAGUGUGACUACGUGCUGAGAUACGAGAAGUUGUGA